Messenger RNA from Neurospora tetrasperma FGSC 2508, 1899 nucleotides. RefSeq lists its product as uncharacterized. The coding region runs from base 1 to 1899 and encodes 632 amino acids. The transcript has 6 exons. Lineage: Eukaryota; Fungi; Ascomycota; Sordariomycetes; Sordariales; Sordariaceae. The record is from RefSeq and is a predicted model, not a curated record.
AUGUCGUCAUCUUCCAUAGCUACCCACAAGAUCUUUUCACGAACAACAAGCAUCAUGGCCAACACCUUUUCCAAUGUCGAGCCUCGGAUCGUCAAGAUUCGCAGAGUACAGGUCACGCACGCCAAAUGCGUUAACAACAAAGGCAGCGGCCCAGCUUACAAACUCGUCACGGGCACGCCGGUCCCAGCAGUACUACAGACCUGCUACCAAGCCCGUUACAAACACAACUUGUACCAACAAGUCUUUUCCGAGUUGGACACUGUCAGAUCUGGCGAAGAGCGCCAAUAUGUCUGGAUGAACUUGGAUAUCGACACGGUCGACGCGGGCUUUCUCACCGGGCUCACUCUAUUCCAUUUUCAGGAUGUGGCACGAUCGAUCCGGCGCCUCAAGGUUGAGAUCGAUUGGAUCUCGUGUGCAUGUGGCGCGAGAGCUGCCCUCCACGCAUGUUUUGUCAACUUGCAGGAGCUUGAGAUCACCGUUUCGGACGAAACGUUUCUUGACCGGCAGUCUACAACCAGAGAGCAAUUAUGCAGCGGCUAUAUGCCACGCUCUCUGAAGAAACUUGUUGUACAUACGACUGCGGACGGCUUGACGAGCCAAUGGGAUGAGUCCACGGUCCAGCGCAGGUCUCUGAGGGAAGAUAUGGGCCCUUCCAUGUUAGGGUUCGCUCCUCCCGCCUUCACUUCACUUCUCCUUCCCUCCCAUUCACUCCAAGCUAGAGAUCCUAGAGCAACGCGGCGCUCAACCAACACCGCUUCGCAAGACUCUGAAAGCACGACAGAAAGCGCAACACAUCACGACGUCCUAGGCCUGGCGUGGGCCGUUAGCGGCAGCACCUUCCUCACGUCCGUCGGCAUCAUCUUCUGCGACAGGCGCGACUCCUCUUUCUUUCCGAGCUUGUCUCUGCCGACUCUCGCAACUUUUGCGACAGUAACCGAUCCGCGGCUGGCAGACACUCGCCCACUUGAAGACAUUAUCCCGUCCCGCGCGGUGGACUGUCACACCACUCCUCUCCCUAGACCGGUACAAAGAGACGAGACACUUCCUCCAGUGCGAAUCGGUAGCAAGCUUUUGCUGUCUGACCCUUUCGUCUGGCCGUUCUUGUUGCUCGUCCAGUCAGCCACAGCAGCGAGCAAGAUGGCUGCCACCAGUUUCCAUCGGUUCAUGUACCUACCGUUCGAGCUCCGGGCUCUGGUGUGGGAGCUAACUGCCGAACCCCGUACCGUCGACGUUGGUUUGUUGAUUAAAGAAACUACACGAACCUACUACCAAGCACAUAAUGAGAGAGUGCAAGAGAGUAACGUGAGUUCCUUUACACCGAUCCCAGCAAUCGUGCAAGUCUGUCGCGAAGCUCGUCAGCUGGGGGUUUAUCGACAGCUCUUCUCCGAGUUGGAAGACAUACGAGACGGCGGUGAGCGGCGCUAUGUUUGGCUUAACCUGGAGCUUGACAUUGUCGACAUUGGGGAGGCUUGUUUGGAGGAUUUCAUCCCUGUUGCAGCCUCGAUCAAACGACUCAAGUUCAAGGGGGAUACAGUUAGCACUGAUGAUGCCAUCUUUCUUGAACAGUGUGUCAACUUGAAAGAGCUGCAUAUAGUCAGCUCUGAGGACGCACUGUGCAAUUUGUAUUGGGUCUUCAAGAGAUCCCCUCCACAUUGCGGGUUGGAAAACAUCUUCAUGGUUGACUCUCAGCUAGGUCUGGUACCUCUAAUCACUAAAUUUGCUUCCAAAACUGAGAGGCUAGUAUCAAGGUUAGAGGACCUUGAGAGGCGGUUGGAGAAUGCCCGAAGAGAGCUCGCACCAUCUGAUGAGGAGGAGGAGCCAUUUGAUGAGGAGGAGGAGCCAUUUGAUGAGGAGGAGGAGCCAUUUGAUGAGGAGGAGGAGCCACUUCCGCUUCCGUAA